GGGCCGGCCGGGGAGCGAGAGGGAAACUUUCCUCACGGAGCCCUUCUCCGCCGGGGCUCCGGCCGCUUUCCCGCGGCCAUGUUGGGAGCUGGGGGCUGCCUGGCGGAGAUGGAGCUCCUCCGGCGAGAGGCGGCGUCGAGCUCCGCUGUCCCGCCGCGGGGCUGGGGCAGCGCCGCGUCCCGCCGGGAGGGAGGGAGGCAGCGGGGUGGGAAGGACCCGGGGAAGGAAGCGGCGGUGGUGGGCGCUGGCUUGUCCCAGGGCGUUGAGGGACUUGGGGGGCCUCGGAAGCGACUUUGACUUCGGGAAGGGGGAGAAACAGCGGCGGCGGCCCCGCGGCGUUACGAUACUUGUGAAAGAUGGUGGAUCGCUUGGCAAACAGUGAGGCAAAUACUAGAAGAAUAAGUAUAGUGGAAAACUGCUUUGGAGCAGCUGGUCAACCUCUGACUAUUCCUGGUCGUGUUCUCAUUGGAGAGGGAGUACUAACAAAGCUGUGUAGGAAGAAGCCCAAAGCAAGGCAGUUCUUUCUGUUCAAUGACAUUCUCGUUUAUGGUAACAUUGUCAUCCAGAAGAAGAAAUACAAUAAGCAGCACAUAAUCCCGCUGGAAAACGUCACUAUUGAUUCCAUCCAGGAUGAGGGAGACUUACGGAACGGGUGGCUCAUCAAGACACCCACAAAGUCUUUUGCAGUUUACGCUGCCACUGCUACAGAGAAGUCUGAGUGGAUGAAUCACAUAAAUAAGUGUGUUUCUGAUUUGCUUUCCAAAAGUGGGAAGACUCCUAGCAAUGAACAUGCAGCUGUCUGGGUACCGGACUCGGAAGCCACGGUGUGCAUGCGCUGUCAGAAGGCAAAAUUUACGCCCGUCAACCGUCGUCAUCACUGUCGCAAGUGUGGCUUUGUUGUGUGUGGGCCUUGCUCUGAAAAGAGGUUUCUUCUCCCGAGCCAGUCUUCCAAGCCAGUGAGAAUCUGCGACUUCUGCUAUGAUCUUCUUUCUACUGGGGAGAUGACUGCAUGUCAAUCCGCUAGAUCAGACUCCUACAGCCAGUCACCUAAGUCAUCUUUAAACGAUGUAUCUGAUGAUGAUGAUGAUGAAGACAGUAGUGAUUAAGGACAAAACGUUUUUUCCAUGUGUUGCAAGUUGUUUCAAACCAUAUGGAGCUGCUUUUGGGGGAGUCUGUAGUGAGGUUCCUCAGAAAAAUCCUGUUCUAGCCAUAAAAUAUGCCUGAAUAUCUUCGAUUGCGAUGUGCCUCAAUCUAUGAAUUCUCUAGACAAUAGUUGUUUUUUUUCUCCUCUGCAGGGAUAGACUGGUGCAAAUGUUAUCAGAAUAUUUUCCAACCUCAUAUACUUGAGUUGUGUCUAGGUUAGGCUUUUGUGGAAGACCGGAGAAUAAAAUGUACUUUCUUAAUUUGACAACCCAUACUUUCUAAUGUUUCAUAUUAAUAUGUUAUGUGGAGGUUUUUUGGAUAUGGGAAGGAAAACUGUGAGCAUGCAUGGGAUGGUGAUGUUUUCGUUAAUCCUGUAGACUAUGUUGUUUUUCUAGCCGUGGUAUAUAAUAAGUUGAAAGGUGAUGUAAUUUACAAACCUAAAUGUCACAAAACUUGGAAACUCUUGUUUUGCUCUUGCUUAUGACUUCCUAUGCCAAACAGUGCCUUGUAUCAAUUGUGCUGAUUCAGGAAGAAACAAACCUAUUUUAUGUCGCCUAGUGCUGGUAUCUGAGAGAUUGUUGGUGCUAUUGAAAAUAACUGCUGUGUUCAAAGUGGAGCUUUGAUAAGGUCAUAACUGUACCUCGUGGUGGGUGAUGGAGACCCAAAUCACAUGUCCUCACCUGUGCAGUCAGACCCGAAGACUCUGCAGGUUCCCACAGGCUUCAGCAGGGUUCUCCUUGCAGAAGUUGUGUUGUGGGUCAGGAUCUUGAGAUGAGAAGCUUAGGGAGACUCUUUGUGGGGAUUUACACAUUUUCUUUUCAGAACAGUUACUAAGUUUCAAAUUUGGCAAAUGCAUACUGAAAUUUUAGUUGGGUGAUACAGCAUUUGGAUGUGAUAGCCUGUAUAUUUUUGGAAAUAAUUCCCAAAAAUGACACUAGAUUUUUUCUUAAAACAUUGGUGAGAAGAUUGCGUUUUUUUCUCCCCAGGAAUUUUAUUGGCUCAUUUAAAAAUAACCUCAUAUUUUCAACAAAAAGUCUGCAAGUAUCCUUAUAAAACUGGCUUUCCUUUUUACACAGCUGACCUCAGGAUAAAUGUGAGAUGCAAGUUAUUUCAUUCUAAAUGUAUACCCAGGACCAAGAAAGAUGUAUUUAAGGACUGUAAUGGAAUCAUCAGUGCAGAAAAUGUCUCUAUCAUAGUAUUCAUUUUUAUUUCUUGAGUACCGAAGCAUCAUGUUCCCAUAUAAAUGUAAAAGUUAGACUUGUAAAGACACGUUAAACCCCCAAAUAUUUGUUUCUGUAUUUUUAUACUGAUAGCAUCAAUUUUGAAGCAGAAAGACCUCUUUGAAAUAGUUGUAUAAAUAUAGUAGCAACUGACUUUAUACAAAAAAUGUUAAAGUUUUGUAUCUCUGAAUGACAAUUUCUGCACUGUUUGCCUUGGUUGGCAAUAAUUGGGUUAAAUAUUUAUUGAAUAAACAAUCAAUGCUGCAUGUUGCACUAGUCUCCCAUUCUGUAUGCUGAAAGUGUCAGUCAUAUUUUUUAAUAAAAAUUAGCAGAGCACUUCAAAGCUGAACCCCUCCAUGAGAUUUCUGGUAGCUAAAGAUACACUUAGCAUCUUUAGAGAGGCACUCUACAUUCAUAGUUUGCAAGACAUUGCUUCAGGUGAAAAUUGCAUUAAUAUUUCUAGCUUAGACAAUUUCUAAAAAUAAGGCUUUUUAUAAAAGCACUGAAGAGUAUUUGUUCUACUUGGAAAUAAAUACACAAAGGGGAAAACACUUUCUGAUGCAGACUUGGGACCAGGAAGAUUCUGUAAAAUUGCUAGAUUAUAUGUAUUGAAAGGCUAGCUGAAAUAUGCAUACUUUUUUCUUGAAAGAAGGGGGAAUGGUGACCUGCAGCAGGGAAAAAUGGGCUAUUCUGAGAAUGCACUUUGAGUUAAUAGUGCUUACUUUUUGUACCUCUCAAUAUUUCUAUUUCAGGAGUGGAGACCUGUCAGCUUCAGUUUUUCUAGAGAAUCAAAGUACAAACCUCCCUUGUACAUACCUUCUAAUGACUAACAAUCAUUUUCUUCGUGAUGCAAUUGUUUCCUCUUUCUUAAGCUGUCAAAUAUUAACUUGUCUUGUUAACGAGUCCAUCUCCUUGUUUACUUUCCCCUUUGUUUCCAUACCUUAUGCUUAUCUUCAGCACCUUUCUCACCCCUAAAAGGGUUGCUGAGAGUUAGAUCACAUCCUGUAUUUUUUGAGAAUGUAUUUGUACCUACUUCAGAUAUCUUUUUAUCUGUGAAUGAAACUUGCACUGUGCUGCACUGAUCCCUGAAGCUGUAACCAAACCAAUGACUGUGUCGAAUUUUUCAUCUGAAAUUGAUGUAUAUGGUUAGAGCUUUUUUAAAAAGCAUUAAAAAAAGGUGUUUAAUGGUAAUACUCCUAUUCCUCAGUAAUACUUGUUUAAAACUUUACAAAAUGGACUUAACAUUGACUUCUCUUGUAGUUAAAAAUUCCUGAAAGGGCUCAUUUCGUACUUUGUAAUCUUGUUCUGUCAAAUUAUUUUAUUUACAAAUAUAUGGUGUAGCUUCAA
Neopelma chrysocephalum (saffron-crested tyrant-manakin) is the source of this 3710-nucleotide messenger RNA. RefSeq names its product pleckstrin homology and FYVE domain containing 2 (gene PLEKHF2). The transcript is spliced from 2 exons. NCBI's taxonomy places the organism in Eukaryota, Metazoa, Chordata, Aves, Passeriformes, Pipridae. Bases 357 to 1106 code for a protein of 249 amino acids. The record is from RefSeq and is a predicted model, not a curated record. Gene Ontology annotation, molecular function: metal ion binding; phosphatidylinositol binding.